Aspergillus calidoustus is the source of this 3222-nucleotide messenger RNA. The record is from the annotation of a GenBank genome assembly. Lineage: Eukaryota; Fungi; Ascomycota; Eurotiomycetes; Eurotiales; Aspergillaceae.
AUGGAAUUUCCUGGAGGAUCCAUCACAAACAUACGCGUCAUUGAUGGGUUCUCCAAUAUCUACUGGAGGAUUUACACGGAGGAUACCGGCAGUUCUAACCCUCCAGCUGACGGCCUUAAUAGCGGGCAUACCAUCUUAAAACAUAUCAGCCGUCUCAAAGAGCUCGAGCUUAGGCUCCGGAGUUUAGGCUGCUUAGUGUUAAGUUACCCUAGGCGUCUCGGCCUCUUAAUAUUUUCUGCUACUCCGGACUUUGAACAUCUUUCAUCAUUGCUUUCAAAUGACAAGAAAGAGGAUUCAAACCGGCUUUUUGUCGGCUCUACCGCCCUGAAAGUUUGGACGUCCGGCAGCGUCUCUUCUGGCGAUCUAACAAAGAGCCUUCGAUCAGACGUUAUUCAGCCCACAAACGCCAACUCGCCCGCUGCAUCGCAGCGACUACAGGGCGGCUCUGCGCCCCCGAGGCGGGUGGACAAUUCGGGUGGUUCAGCGGCCAUCUACGCCUCCUUUAUCUCGGCUGUCACUGCCGCAUUUAGUCUGCAAAUCGUCCGGCAGAACAAUGCCAUCCCACUUGGGCCACGUACCCUCUUCAAUACGGUUGAAAGCGAGUCCGGCGAGGGUCGAGGCAUUCUCAACGAUGGCCCUACUUCUGUUUCAGCUCUCACCUCCCUCCAGGUUCAAUUGACCUCUAAUGGAAGGUUAACCGUUGCGCUGCAAACCAUAGCACAGACCGGGCUUACCCGGCUCGGUCACCUCGACGGAGAUUUGUCUGGACUUUCUAACGUUUCACCUGGGACUGACCUCUGGCUGGCGCCCAAUGGGUCCAUAGCAAGACUGGUAGCGACGCCGACCGGGAAUGACAGCUCGCCACAACCACUCUCCAGUUUUGAGUCUGAAUGGAAGUCAAAUGUUCGACAAUGGUUGAGUUAUUUUGGGCUUCCUAUCGACAUCAUCACUGAUGAAGGCUGGUUGGAGGUAGAGGUUUGGGAACCUUUUUAUGCUAAACUGUCCGGAGAAGCCGCUCGGAAUAAAGUGGAGAAUUCUCCACUUCCAUUGAAGCGUAUCAUCUGGCCUGCCGCCUAUUGCUUUACCAGGACCAAGUCAACUAAUCCUGAAGCCUUUGAUAGCGCCGAAGUAUUGCCUUCUUUUGACUGUGACCCUUUGGACUUCGCAGAGACUUGGUGUUCUAAAGAGAUUCCCAAGGCUGUUGAGACAUAUAUAAAGCAACCCUCCGAGCAAGAACGCAAAACAACCAUCCAGAAUACGUUAUCUCCAAGCCAAUCAAACUUCCCCGGUGGGAUUGAAAGUCUAUCUCGGGCUUCAUUGUACGCCGACCUUCAGACAGCAAGUCUUGUCUAUCCAACUCCUCCAGAUGGAACUGCCGGCAUAGGGGUCAAUUCCGGUGCAUCCGCCGAUAUAUUCGGUGAAGACUCGGACCAUAGCUUCCGGACGCAAGCCGUACAGCAACAUGAUGUCCGGCUUGUCGGGAAAGACCGAUCUGGCUCUGAUGUGACCAUGGGAUUCGGCCCUUCUGCUGGGCUUGCUGUCGGAUCUGGUCUUUAUGAUACCAAUGAAGACGACGACCUAUUCGGGGACAUGAACGGACGGGAUUUCGGUACAAAAGGGAUAACUGAUGCAGAUUUCAGCUUCUUUGAUGAUCCUGAUUUCGAUCCCACCAGCAAUGAUAUCACUGCAGAUGAUAUGAACGUCGAUGGUGUUGAGGAGGUUUCUAAAUUUGUUGACACCCAACAACCAGAUACUAUCGACUUGCCGGAUUUGGAGGUGCCUUCACCCGGUAAGAUCGCAAUAGAAGAAUCCUACGCCCAGCCGAGUCCGGAACAACCUGCUAUUACACCACCUAACCUACCUAUUCCUGAUGCCAGCGCACUAGCAUCUUCACCGCAUCAUGACCGAAUCCAGACAAUCAGUCCUCCUCUCAGCCCCGUAGAGGUGAAGAGGAUACUGUUUCCGGAGCCCACUCCCAGUGCUCAGGGCACCAUAAAAUCCACGCAUGCGCCUAGUUAUUACAGUCCAGUUGCUUUCAGAAACAACAUUUCUUCAUGGGACCAAAAAUACGGUGCCGAUGGAAAGUUUGCGUUUAUAGGAGCGGAUACUUCAAACAAGGACCCCGCCAACCCUUCAAAUGGCAUUCCGACGAUUGGCCUCCCGCCACGGAAGAGCAACGUCAAAGUACCUGGUCUUUCUAAAACUCUCGAUGAACAAGGAAGCCCUCCAAAUGUGACCGGCCAAGGGAUAAUGUCAGAUCCCGAUUCCAGCAGCGAAACGGACAACGAGAGUGACGAGAGUGAUCUGGAGAAUAACAUACCGUCCACAGCCUCUGUACCCCUCAAGCGAAAGCGCGUCCUUUCCUUUUCAGCGACUUCAACCGCACCGUCUUCAGAAAAAGUCCCCACCACUUCGUCUGAUCAGGAACUGGCCACUAUUUCGCGGUCUGAUGAUUCCAUCUUUUUAGGGAACUUCCUCUCGACAUUCUCGGACUGGUCGAUUACAGGAUUCUUUUCUGUGGCUGAAAACCAAGUCUUUCCAACUCUGACUUCCAGGGAAACGCAAGUCGAAAUUGCGCAGAUUUUAGUCGACCAAGUUACCCAGUCAUCAUUAGACCACAAACUUGAUGGAAAGUACGGCGUAUCCUGCCUUGAUAAUGAGGCAUUCUGUAUAGAGGAGCUUCUUGAGGGUACUGAUUUUUUGGGCGGUUUUGAGAAGCUUGACCUGAAUAGCUUCGUGUCACUGCAGGAGCAAAGUAUUCUAUCGCCUUCUGCAAUGAAUGCCCCUACCCCUCGGCCAAACGCUCAACGCAGAGAUUUUGGCAAAGGUUCAAUAACGAAACUGUUCCCACCGCAUCUGCGAGUCCGACGCGGCAAGGACUACCUGGAAACACUACCCCCUGCAAUAUAUUUCUGGGAAACAUUUGGUCUGGAACCUGCUCACGGACCAAAGGACAUCGCGAGCUAUUGCAUACAUCCUUGCGUUGCGACCAAUGCAGCCGACACAUUUUUGGAGCGAUUGACCCUUCUUUAUAGUGGCUGCAGCCUCGGUACGUUCACCAGGGGAGACCACUCCGGCGCAUUUGAGAAAGGUUUGGGGGGAUGGGAUGCAAGCUCAUCAAAACUGUCUAACUAUCAGACGUCGAUGCAACAGCUUAAGGAUAUUUGUGAAGAGCUCGGUACGUUAUACCUUUUCACCCAGCCAAACCCCACUAAUUCUUGA